This is a messenger RNA of Chara braunii, 2616 nucleotides long. The record is from the annotation of a GenBank genome assembly. Lineage: Eukaryota; Viridiplantae; Streptophyta; Charophyceae; Charales; Characeae.
GAUGUCUCCCGUGUGUCUAUCGCCCUGAGGUUCUUCUCGAGAGAUGUUUGGCGUUCUGUAGCCUGCCGGGUUAAAUGGCUUGAAGGGUUUCCUUGGAAACGUGUGUGGGGACGGAGAUAUGCGAUUAAGAGGGUGGACGAUAGGAGUGACAAGCGGGGUAAGUGUCUGAAUGACCAGUUUCUCUGCUCUGCUAUUAUGAUCAUUAUUCUGUGGGAUAUUUGAACGACUCGGUCCUGGGUUCUGGGAAGUUUCUGCCGCACGGAGGCGCUACUGACCAAAGGAGAGAUCCGCAAGAAAGGGAGGGACGCUGAGGGAGAGGGAGACACGGGAGAGUAAUGCAAUAACAGGGAUCGGAGUUAACUCCCAAUUAUAUGAUAAAAAGAGAGGGAGGUGUGCAGGACAAAAGAAGAAGCUGGCCACAUCGGAGAGGAAGCAGAGUUUUCGGCAGUUAAUCCGAAAGUCGCCUAAUUGGUUGUGAACAGCGAGAGACCGAUAUGAACAUGCGAUUGUAGAGCUGCUCUCAGAAGUCCGCCAAAGUUGUACCGGGAAGCGAUCGUCCGGGGUAUAACCAUACUGAUUGACUAGGGGAGCACUGCCCACCCCGUUCGUUGGGCAUCCUGGAAGUCGGCAGCAGAAUCUGAUCGGUGCGGAGGCGUAUCUUGUGCGCUAGACUUCGACGUUCCUCAUCAUCAAUGGUGGUGAAGGAAAUUGCCCAUUGGUCGUGCAAGGAGAAGCGGGGCAGGCAUCAGAACGAAGGCUUUCGAACAACGGGCGAGCAUUUACGCGCGUGAUUGUUGUACGGUCGAUUUAUGUAUGGGAGGUUGGUCGGGCGGGGUCGUGGUGGAUCGUGAGCGUCUGUUUGAUGCCGAUUGAUUGAUCGAUUUAAGUCAAUGAGAAUCUGAUUCAAACUCGUUAUCGUAGGUCGACGCUUGAGAGAGACGAGAGGCUGUCUGGUCUUCUUGUGUAGGCGACACGCAAGAGCAGAACAGUCUGCGCAGGCUUUAAACGAACGACUCCGAUCGCUAAGCAGUGAUGGCGAAGGCGUGUGUGGCUGCCCCUGUGGCAGGGACCGUAACUGUGACGGAGGAUCUUCAGACGACUGAAGGGGGCGAACAGCCGCAGGCGCCGGUGGUAGUCGGCAGAGGGAAGGCGGUUGGGCCGACCAGCAGCGUUCAUGAGCUCUUGGAAUGUCCUGUUUGUACCAACUCCAUGUUUCCGCCGAUCCACCAGUGUCCAAACGGCCACACGUUGUGCUCGCACUGCAAGAUGCGCGUCCAUAAUCGGUGCCCGACUUGUCGGUACGAAUUGGGGAAUAUUCGAUGCUUAGCUCUGGAAAAAGUGGCGGAGUCGUUGGAGUUGCCCUGCAGGUAUAUGAGUUUGGGAUGCACUCACACGCUCCCCUAUUACAGCAAGUUAAGGCAUGAAGCGGGAUGCAACUUCCGGCCGUACAACUGCCCAUACGCGGGGUCGGAGUGCUCUGUGACGGGCGACAUUCCGUUCCUCGUCGCACAUCUGCGAGAUGAUCACAAGGUGGAUAUGCACAGCGGGUCAACGUUCAAUCACAGGUACGUCAAGUCGAAUCCGUCGGAGGUGGAGAACGCAACGUGGAUGCUGACAGUGUUCAGCUGUUUCGGGCAGCACUUUUGUCUGCACUUCGAGGCGUUCCAGUUAGGAGUGGCGCCGGUGUACAUGGCGUUCUUGAGGUUCAUGGGAAGCGAAGAGGACGCGAAGAACUACAGCUAUAGCCUGGAAGUUGGGGCAAAUGGACGUAAGCUGACUUGGCAAGGGGUUCCCAGGAGCAUUAGGGACAGCCAUAGGAAGGUGCGGGAUAGCUGUGAUGGACUGAUCAUUCAGCGGAAUAUCGCUCUUUUCUUCUCGGGGGGGGACAAGAAAGAGCUGAAGCUUCGCGUGACAGGGAAGAUCUGGAAGGAGGAGUGAAUCGGGGGGGGGGUGUUAUGUCCGUCGUAGGUCGUUUUAUUUUAUUCUUUCGCAGAUGAGAUGUACGGCAUUUCAUUCUUCUCUUUGGAAGCGAGGGAGGCGAGGAGGUACAAACGCGGGGGGUGUGGGUCAGCAUGUGAGAGAGAGAGAGAGAGAGAGUGACGGGAUUGUGUCGAAAUUGUAGAGUGGAUGGUCUCGCUGCGUGUGCUUGUAGAGCAAGGAUUAACUUAAUCGGAUGGGGUGGAUUUUUGCAUUGCCGGCGGACGUGGUCUCUGUACCAACUGAUGCCGGAAAUAUUUACUGUGGUGUUGUUGAUGGCGAGGGCUCGGCAGCGGAGGCUUUUGGCGGGAGGUCCCUACGACGUCUCGAUGUUUAUUGACGAUGACUUAUGUUGUGAAGUGCUAGGUGACUCGACCUUCUUGUCUAUUGUUACUGGAAAAGUGCAUGUCGUGAUGAGCAGGCGGCAGGCCCAAUGUGGGUAGAUCUUGGAACGAAGUCGGUGCGCAGCUGUAGAGGUUAACGGCGGUUACUUGUUCAAGCGCGCGUCGUGUGGUGGAUGAGGGAGUGUUCGGGUAUCCGCGCAUACGUUGUGAUAAGAAACUGCGUGCGUAGUCGAUCGCACUCUCGGCCGUCGAUCUUGGGGACGUGCCAAGGAGGUUCUUGAGAUGCUAUGGACUA